AUGGCCGCGGUGCCACAUGGCUGUCAUAAUUGUAUUGAUGCUCGAGCCCAGUGCGCCGGUCAAUCACCGUGCUCGCGCUGCAGAGACCUCAAUCUCCUCUGUACCGGUCAUGCGACGACUCUGGGGUUUCACGAACUGCCAGCCUUGCAGACAGGCCACCAGUUGACAUCCUCGUCCUCGUCCUCCUCGACACUCCACCCUCGCAACAAACCCAAAGGCCUCACCAAGGCUGUCUCCCGCAUCUCCAAUGCCUCGCAAACGACCUCUUGUCCUUCGAUCGACGAGCUUGCAUCGCCCUCAUUGAUCGCCGUGGCCGCGUCCUCCCAGCAGACCGAAGUCUUCACGAACUACGUGCUCACUGCGUUCCCCUGCUACUUCAUGUGCACCGUGAAUCGCGUCCCGAUAAACUGGGUUGCCUAUGUCCACAGCCGGCGCGGAUCAAUGAACACCCCCUUCGACUGGGCUCUCCGCGCCAGCACCACUGCAUACACCGGCGCUCUGCACAACGACCCGUGGUACACGGACGCCGCAAGGGCGAUGUACACACGGUCUCUCCGCGGCCUAGCAGCUAUGCUAUCGAACGCCUCGAGAGCCACCUCCGACGAGGCGCUAGCCACCGCAAUUUGUUUGGCCUGCUUCGAGGUACAAAACUGCACAAACCCCGACGCGUGGCUGCGACAUGCUGCGGGGAUCAAGACGAUGAUGCGACUGCGCGGUCCGCAGGCGCACCUCCACGGAUUCGGGCGGGCCAUGUACAUCGUCUACCGGAACCUGAUGGUGACAGCUGCUCUGCUGUCCGGCGAGGAAUGUCUUCUCCAGGCACCAGAAUGGCAGGACCUGAACAGACAGAUUGCCGCCGACAAUGCGCGACGGCCCGACUCAUCCGCCUACACCGACGUCGCGGAGCGCGGUUUCAGCGAGAUCUCCAAGGUACCUGGGUACGUAAAACGGGUCCGGGAGCUGCUCGCCCUGCCAUCGAGAAAGAGAGCUUCGCUACAACCAGCUCUGCUGCGGGAUGUUCUGGCCGCGCGGGCCGCACUGCGCGGCAUCCACACCGAGUUCGGCGUCGCCAUUUCGACGGUUCGAGCCGGGCAGAACGAGCAGCAGGGAUUCAUCGGCCCGCUCCCCUUCGUUUUCUUCGAUGGCUUCUCCGGCCUCUAUGUCCGGGGCAUUCGCUCCGCGCUCGUCAUCCUUAACAAUCUAAUUCUCGCUAUGGAUGAGAAACAGCGCGCGGCUAUCGAGGAGGAAAACCGCACCCUGUCUGAUGGAAUUCCUGAUCGUGUCUCUGAACCGAAAAGCGAAGAGUACGAAUCGCCGCUUACACCGCCCAAAUCGCCGGGCAUGUCACGCAAGCCGACUCUGGUCGUACGGUCUUUGAUCUCCCCCCAAACCCGUGAGCCGCCAACAUCGAACAUGAUGGACCGGCUUGUGACGACCAUGGGCAUGGACGGCGUGAGGGUCACACUAUUGGAAUAG
Molecule: messenger RNA, 1476 nt
Organism: Aspergillus fischeri NRRL 181
Lineage: Eukaryota; Fungi; Ascomycota; Eurotiomycetes; Eurotiales; Aspergillaceae
Exons: 2
Coding region: 1-1476 (491 amino acids)
Biological process (GO): regulation of DNA-templated transcription
Molecular function (GO): zinc ion binding; DNA-binding transcription factor activity, RNA polymerase II-specific
Source: RefSeq, a predicted model, not a curated record